Messenger RNA from Pygocentrus nattereri (red-bellied piranha), 1824 nucleotides. RefSeq names its product distal-less homeobox 2a (gene dlx2a). NCBI's taxonomy places the organism in Eukaryota, Metazoa, Chordata, Actinopteri, Characiformes, Serrasalmidae. The coding region runs from base 176 to 1009 and encodes 277 amino acids. The record is from RefSeq and is a predicted model, not a curated record. Gene Ontology annotation, molecular function: DNA-binding transcription factor activity, RNA polymerase II-specific; RNA polymerase II cis-regulatory region sequence-specific DNA binding. Gene Ontology annotation, biological process: cell differentiation; negative regulation of transcription by RNA polymerase II; embryo development. The transcript is spliced from 3 exons.
AUCUGGGGUCGGAAAACACCGCCGCUGCUUCUCCAGCACUCGAAGGAAUGACACCUAACACAAAAAACUUAUUCAGCUAACUGAUCGUGAGCUUUUCCUGUUUUUUUUCUCCUCCUGUUUUUAUUGGAUGAGUGCCUGUAAAUCAUUUCUGCGCUUUUUAGUUUGAACAGUAACCAUGACUGGAGUUUUCGACAGUCUCAACACAGAUAUGCAUUCCAACCAGAUUACCUCGAGCAGUUACCACAGCUUGCACAAAUCCCAGGAAUCCCCUACUUUACCCGUGUCCACGGCCACGGACAGCAGCUACUACACGAACCAGCAGGCUGGACACUGCGCAGGCUCGCCCUACGGACAGCUCGGCGCCUACCAGUACCACAGCAACGGCAUGAGCGGCGUGCAGUACGGCAACAAGUCGUACGACCUGGGAUUCAACAGCUCUUUCAGCCCGUACGGCACCUACGGCUCGAGCACUUCACCCACUCCGGCAGACGCAGAAAAGGAGGAGAGUGAGCCUGAAAUCCGGAUGGUGAACGGGAAGCCAAAGAAAGUGAGAAAACCUCGGACGAUCUACUCGAGUUUCCAGCUCGCCGCGCUGCAGAGGCGCUUCCAGAAGACGCAGUAUCUGGCGCUGCCGGAGAGAGCAGAGCUGGCCGCCUCGCUGGGACUCACCCAGACCCAGGUGAAAAUCUGGUUUCAGAAUCGUCGCUCCAAGUUCAAGAAGUUGUGGAAGAACGGAGAGAUUCCGCCGGAGCAGCACGUGGCCUCCAGCGAGUCUCCUCCCUGCCACUCUCCACCCGUCAGCAGCGCCUGGGACUUUCCGCACAGCCAGAGGAUGAACGGAGUGCCUCCGGCUCUGGCGCAGAGCAGCAGCUCGCCCAGCACCACGGCGCCUUCGUUCCUCCCCAACUACUCCUGGUACUCCAGCACAGCCUCGGCCACGCACCUACAGCCCAGCGCACUGGCAGCGCACCACCAGAACACAGCCGUGAGCGCCGGGACCAUAUUUUGACAAAACAAAACAAACAAACAGAAAUAAACACUGACUAUUUUCUUCCAACUGGAAAAAAAUCAUUUUGCAAGACUGAAAGCUUCAUGUGACUCACACAGGCCUCGUUUUCUGAGAGAUGCCGCUACUGCUUAAAUCGGCGAACCAUUGCGUAUAAAUACUGUCUUUUUCUUCUUUUCUUUUAACUUUUCUUUUACACAAUGUCGUCAACAGGCAGACGCUAAAGAAUAAAACGACACACAGUUAUUUUUGUAUUUAUUUAUUUUGUCUCUCCAGGUGGAAAAAUGAAAAAAAGAGAGAAAGAGAGAGAAAGAAGUAAUUGUUUAAUGAACCACUAAGAUCCAAAGCUGUGCUAUACAAGGCUCCUCCUGCCCGAGUGAACCUUAUAGCAGGGUGUGUUAAUGUCACGUUAUGUAGCACAAUCUGAAGCUGUAUCGUGCCUUUUCAAAAGAAAAAAAUGACCUCACUUUCAUUGUCCAUCCUGUUGUAUUUUAAAUGUGCCCAUCGCUGUUCUCAUAAUCUUUCGUUCAUUUCUAUUUUGUACAUAAGGUAAGUAGGAGGAUUCAGUAUUUGUCCCUGUAUACCUGUAGGCUUCAUCCUUGUAGGUUAUCAUGUAGGUUUUUUCUUUUUCGUGUUGAGGGGAAAAAAAUGACCGAAAAGCACUCAGAAGCUACUGAUUUCCCCCCAAAUCAAAAGUCCCCAUGUAACACGUUCCCAGGAAGUACUUUGUUUUAUUUAUUUUGUUUCGUAUGCUGAAUGAACGAUUCUGCCAUUAUAUGAGUCACACUUAUUUAAAUAAAAACAAUGUUUCAUGUGAA